AUCAUCACUCAUCAUCACUCCAACUGUCAGUUGAAACAAAGGGGAGGAUUAUACAACUUCUUCAAGAAGGCAGUACAUGGUAGCCACUCCUGCAGUAAUUGAAGCUGGAGCUCAGACCAAGUUCUGUGCGAGUCUCCUGCAGCCCAGUGAGACUCUGGUCAUGACCGUCACUCUGAUCUCCCAAGAGAAGAGGACGGUCCUCUUUGAGGAGACAACCAGCACAGAAUUUCAUACCUGUGUGCAGUUUCAGGCUCCUUUUGUGCAGGAAGAUGAGGUGCAGAAUUUCAAGGUAGAGGUACAAGGCGCCACGUUUCACUCAGAAGAAGUCAGAAAAGUCAUGAUCAAAAUCUAUCAACCCGUCACAUUCAUCCAAACUGAUAAACCAAUUUACCUCCCUGGACAAACAGUGCAUUUCAGAGUCAUCACACUGGACACCAAGUUCAGACCAGUCAGCACGCUGCCAAUCCCAGCUGUCUCUGGGCGAGGGCAGGGUACACCCUGGACAAGUCGCCAGUCACUGAUGGCAGAGGCUGCCAUGCAAGGGGUUGUGAAUGUGUCAGUAACUGCUGAGGCUGUGGCAUCUCACAUGUCGUGUGACAAUGAGAUCGUGAGCGUGCCAGAGAGAGGUCGCAUUGAUGUGGUCACACGACCUCUCAUAGUAAAGGCUGAGGGAAGUGAGAUGACAAAAGCCUACAACUGGCUGCUCUGUCCUAAAGGCGACAUUCUGGGCCGAGCGCUGAGGAACCUGGAUGGACUGCUGAAGAUGCCUACUGUACAAAAAAACAACCAUCAUGCAGUGAACAGGAGCUUGUCUUGCCUCAAUGAGUCCAUCAGUGACCUCAACAACACCUACACCACAGCACUGCUGGCGUAUGUCUUCACCCUGGCAGGAGACAUGGAGACCCGUGCUCACCUUCUGGAGCAGCUUGACAAGGUUGCAUUAAACCAAGGACACAGUGGUGGCUCUUCAGGCUCUGGCUCUCUACUCCACUCUGGUGUUCAGUCUGGAGGGUUCAAGCACAGUGACAGUCCAGUCCUCCAGUGGCCAGCUGACAUUUGAUGUGAAUCAGGACAACAAGCUGCAAACCAGGAGCAUUUCCCCUCAACCUGAAACAGCCCACAGAAGCCUUGCACCCUUCUUGAGGAUGGUAAAAUUCCUCCACAUAACCAUCCAGAUUUUAAAUACUUUUGAAUUGCGUCAUCCUUCAAUUUUUAUAUUAAUUUCAUAUGGGAACAUAUUUAUAGAUCAUUUUUGGAAUCAAUCAAUAAGACAUACACAAGACAUUUUAACUGAAUAAACUACCUAUUAAAGUGAAUGUUACUUCAGCAACCCAGUGAAACGAAAGAGAUCUGCUGGCAAAUGUAGACUGUGUGUUUUGAGUGAAAUUAAUCAAGUUUUUUCUUACCUGAUUAUCAGCUUAAAGAGUGAAGAGUUCCUCCAACCUCCUGCCUUCUACUGUUCCCUGUUUUUUUUGUCACAUUCGCGAUGAUACAUGUGACCCAUAAGAACAACUAAUAACAGAAAGCCUCUUGGAAUUGUGAGAAGAGUUGUUGGUAUAUUUUUAAUGGGUUUACCCACGUUUAAAAAAAUCUACAUAUACAAGCUAAUUUUGGUUUUGAAGAUGCUAUUACAGAGACAGCAUCACAUGGAGAGAAGUUUUUGUAGAUGAAUCUAGAUGAAAAAAAUCAACAAUUUUCAUACAGCAACAUUUAACAAUGCUGUACAAAAGUAUUGUUGAGGGUUAUGAAAGACCAGGUAUUUGCACAAAUGACUGCUUGCUCUGAUUUUUGAACAACAGCAGGCUGAAGCUUUGGAAGACAUUUCAUAAAAGACUGCUUGCAUAUUUUUGUAUGUUAUAUAUGUUCUAAAUUGAGUAUAGCGGCAUUCCUGAUUCAUUUCCACAAGGAGGAUAUUCUCUAGCUGUUGUCAAUCCAUGCUUGAAAUAAGCUCGUUGGGAGCAAUAGCCUUAGCCUUUGUUGAUGCAAGAUUUGGAAGUCUUGUUUGAUUUCUUUUUUUCCUACAGCUCACCAAAGUUGUUCUUGGUGCUUAUGGCCAGUAAUCGUCAUCACUGUUUAUUAAAUCAUUAAUGAGCAUUUCAUUGUGCUGAAAUAAAAGAAAAUG
This is a messenger RNA of Acanthopagrus latus (yellowfin seabream), 2122 nucleotides long. RefSeq names its product pregnancy zone protein. The record is from RefSeq and is a predicted model, not a curated record. The transcript has 10 exons. Gene Ontology annotation, molecular function: endopeptidase inhibitor activity. NCBI's taxonomy places the organism in Eukaryota, Metazoa, Chordata, Actinopteri, Spariformes, Sparidae. The coding region runs from base 77 to 1060 and encodes 327 amino acids.